AUGACGAAGGCUGCUUUCGACGUCAUGUUUCAAUGUACACUGUGUGAAAAGGCCUAUCAGAGGAAGACACAUUUAAUUCGCCAUGAAGCGACCCAUACACAGCAGCUCUCUUCCAGCUGCCCCUUGUGCAGCAAAGCAUUUCUAAAGCCUGAGGUCACACGAAGACAUAUCAAAACUUGUGCAAAAAAGUUCAACCAACCUGCGCCUCCUGCAGCCAAGCCAGGCAGGAAAAGGCGUUCCUGUGAGCUAUGCUUCUUUGCCAAAGCAUCUUGCGACCGAAAUUUACCCUGCUCUCGGUGUCGCUCCCUUGGACGACAAUGCACUUUCGUAACCCAAGAGGUACCUUCCAGGGAUCCCAGUCGCUCCGCAGUAACCUCACUCUCGCCUUCUAUAACCACAUCGCCUGCAGUCACCUCGAGAGACAGUGGAUCGUUUUCCUUUCUUCAACACUUUGCCAAUCCUUGUUUUCAAAGAGACAGGCUGGCGAUUGGGGAGACUGCAAAAUGUUCUGUUCGAAGAAACCUCGAAACACUCAAUUCCCAUAUCGAAGAUGCCCUCGUUCCCACUGAUCCUAUGUCGGCUUUUGGAAGCGAUUUUCAACUUACAAAUUCCCCUUUCCAAAUACCAUCGACUGUGCCCUCUUUCACGGACGAUUAUCUACUUCAAUUCAACCCCGAUACACUCUUCCCUUCGAAGCUUUCCAACCAAUUAUCCGAGAUUAUGACGGAGUUGGUCGACACUUCAAACUCAAUGGGUUUGAGAAGCACAGGAACGCUGAACGCGCUUGAUUUCAUGGAGCUUUCUACUCUCCUGGGGGUUUCUAAUAUCUCCGCUUCUAUCUCUGCUUUUUUCCAUUCUCUUCACUGGCAUUUGCCUGUGGUGCAUUUUCCAACUUUCGAUCCAGGGAACAUCUCCAAUCCUCUUUUACUCGCAAUAUUUUUAUCCGGUGCCACGUAUACUAUUCCAUUGGAUGGAGGGGCCCUACCAUCCGGUCUCUUCGACGUUGCGGAAGAGUAUAUAUUUCGGAAAAUUGCGGAUCUAUCAACACUCGCUACGCCGAAAGACCAGUCGCAUCUAUUAUCAACUGUACAAGUACUACAGAGUGCUCUUAUUAUUGAGAUGCUUCAAUUUGGACAAGACAACAUGCAAACAAGACGUCGCAUUCGCAUCGUCCGACAUCCAAGUCUGGUAUCCACCAUACGAUCCCUAGGGAUUUUUCAGCUCAAACGAAGCACGACUCCCACCGUUUGUGAUGAGAUAACUUGGAGAAAUUUGGUGGCAGAAGAAACGUGUAUACGAAUCGCUUGUUGGGUCUUCCUGGCAGAUGGAUUCCUAAUAGUCUGCUUCAAGAACCACCCAUCAAUAUCGGUAUUUGAAAUGGACUGUCAUUUUCCUUGGAGUGCUGGGUUAUGGGAAGCCGAAAGCGCCUCUUCUUUCAGCAGGAUUGCCAUGUCGCACUCGACGGAGCUCCCACUUCCUCCCCUGAAAGAUGUGGUCACGCAGUUACUUGAAACCCCUCUAAGUAAUGACCGAAUACCGUGGGGUCUUUCGGUGUCAGUAGAGCAUCUCCUGAUUCUGAUUUAUGCCAUCAACUCCAUCGCAUUCCAGGCAAGAGCGGGCUUGUUAAGAUACCUGUCUCUCGAUAGAAUACGCUGUGCGUCUGGUAAUUGGAAGCGCGUCUGGGAUUCUGUCAUUGGUCUCCUGGAUAAAGAUCAAUUUCUUCACCUUGGGUAUCCGAAACAUGCUCAGGAACUUUGGUGGUUGUUGAAUGCCACGCUGGAUGCUACGGGCAGAUCUGAUGUCAGCCUUCGAUAUAUGGAUGACACUGCUACCGACGACUUGGGGAACUUGAAUGAAUUCAUUCAGUGGUGCCACCAAGCUGCUUCAUAA
This is a messenger RNA of Penicillium egyptiacum, 1890 nucleotides long. NCBI's taxonomy places the organism in Eukaryota, Fungi, Ascomycota, Eurotiomycetes, Eurotiales, Aspergillaceae. The record is from the annotation of a GenBank genome assembly.